CUGCGCGAGCCAGGAUUGGAGGUGGGGUGAGGGGAAGAUUGUAGUUGUGCGGAAAGCGGUUGUGAGGCUCCAGUCACUGCGUUUCCUCCCAUAACGACCAUCAUCAUUAUCGUCACCCUACUCGACGAAAGCAGCAGCAACUCCAGGGCGAGGCCACAAACCCGAACUCAUCAUGCCUAAAAGAAAGUCUCCAGAAGGUGCAGAAGCCAAGGACGCAGGAAAGGUAACUAAACAAGAGCCUACAAGAAGAUCGGCACGAUUGUCUUCGAAACCUGCUCCUCCUAAACCUGAAGCAAAACCCAAAAAAACAGCUGCCAAGAAGGAACCAGCGGCAAAGGCAAACAAAGGUGGUAAAGGGAAGAAGGAAGAAAAACAAGAAGCUGGAAAGGAAGGUACUACUACACCAUCUGAAAAUGGUGAAACUAGAGCUGAUGAGAUUCACAUCUCUCGCUCAACUGUUAAUGUUUCAACAUCCAGAGGUGCCCUGCCCAGCACACUGUCAAUAAAAGGGCAGAUUGAAACUGUGAAAGUUAAGGGCACAGAAAACUGAAGAAGACAAAGAGUGAACUGGUCAUGGAACUUUUGAGUUAAUUUUAUGUACCUCUUGAAGAACUUUAAGGAAAAAAAAUAUUUUUCUCAAGUAUUUUGUAAAUGCUAAUUUUUUUAGGACUAUGGUAGUUUAACUUUUACAUAUAUAUAAUGUACAUGAACAUUUUCUCUUCAUAAUCAGCUUUGCGAUUUUUAUUUUUCCCUAUUGUCUGCAAGUUUUAAAAUAUAUUAAAAAUUUUUAGCAUUAGUGAGUGGGCUUGAGGCUGAUUUGCAUAUAUGUAUUUUUUAUUUUUUUUUUGCUUGAAAAAAAGUCUUGUGCAAAUGCUGAUGUUUUUUACUGUGCCUAUAUGGAUUUUACAUGCCGUUUUUCUAUAGCAAUAAUCAGUGGUGCUUUUGUACUUACAGUUUAUGUGGAUUUGAUGACUAAAUUGUUGUGACCAUCUGCUGACUUUGUUUUUUCUUUGAUGGUUUAAAAAUAAAAGGUGUUGCCUUUUAAAA
Molecule: messenger RNA, 1047 nt
Organism: Pelobates fuscus (common spadefoot toad)
Lineage: Eukaryota; Metazoa; Chordata; Amphibia; Anura; Pelobatidae
Gene: HMGN3
Product: high mobility group nucleosomal binding domain 3
Exons: 7
Coding region: 173-550 (125 amino acids)
Biological process (GO): chromatin organization
Cellular component (GO): nucleus; chromatin
Molecular function (GO): nucleosomal DNA binding
Source: RefSeq, a predicted model, not a curated record